UGUUCCGUCAGUGCUGAUUUGUUGGUAGGACCGGGAUACCGGAAGUGGGCUGUCAUUCUAGCCUGUGUCCUUCAGCUAACGGGAGAGGCGAGUGUGUAGCUUGUGGAAAGAUGUAUUGGGGUAUGCUCAAUGUGUGAAUUUUAAACGCAUCUGUGACAUCUUUUUGCCAACCAACAGCACCAUGUUGCGCGUUGGCAGUAGCGUUGUAUGGUGUUUUAGUGUCCGUUUGGUGAACUUUUACUCAACGGAGCAUGCGUCUCCUUUUGUACAUUCUUCAGCAUGGCAUGCAGGAAUCUGGUACCCACCAGGAAGGGGGUAAGAUGUCGCGUACCACUUCAGAAGCUGCACCCUCUGUACCGUGCCAUCCACCACCGUUAUUAUGGCAACACCAACUCUCAGCGCCCACCUCAUCACACAUCGGCCCGCUAUUUCACCUCCAUGUCACGGUUGCCCAUGCGGCCACCAAAGCCGCAUCCAGGGUCGGGGGUCCGCAGCUACCAGCAGAAGCGCCAUUUCUGGGUGGCCCGACUCGCUACGAGGCUGCUGAAGCUGCGAUACAUUCUGCUCGGCAGCGCGGUUGGAGGAGGAUACACUGCUAAGAAGACCUAUGACGAGUGGAAGGAUAUGCUGCCUGAUUUUAGCGAAUACAACUGGGUCAUUCCUGACUUUGUGUGGGAACUCAGCGAACAAAUAGAUCUUGAUAAAUUGGCCAAAGCUCUACCAGAGAUGGAGGAAGUAGCCAAACUACUGCCUGACUUUGAAAAAAUAGGAGAGAACUUCACUUUCAUUAAAAGCCUCCUGUCCUCUGGUGUGAGUUUGGGUAGUGAAGUCAAAGGAGCUUCUGGUCUGCUUCUGUUGCUAGAAACAUCAGGUGAGGCGCCAUUAAAAGCCACAGACGCUUCUUCGGCAGCCUCACAAAAUGACAGCCAGUACAAAAAGGGUCUGCUCGGCGAGCUCAUUCUUAUACAGCAGCAGAUCCAGCGGCAUGAGGAGGAGGUCCGGCGGGCAGCUGCAGUCAAUUAUGUGCAUCCCCCACCGCCAGAGCCUGCUCCCAGUCCGCCUCCGAACCCCAGUCCCACUCAUCACAUACACAAGUCCUCAGAUAAAGAAAAGCUAGAUCAGCUCCAAGAGGACCUGCUUCGUACCCAGCUUAAGUAUCAGCGCAUGCUGGAGAGACUGGAGAAAGAGAACAAGGAGUUGAGGAAAGUGGUUCUGCAAAAAGACGAUAAAGGCAUUCACCAAAGAAAAGUUAAGAAAUCCCUUAUUGAUCUGUAUUCUGAAGUUUUGGACAUCCUGUCUGACUAUGAUGCCAACUACAACACACAGGACCAUUUGCCCAGGGUGGUUGUAGUGGGUGAUCAGAGUGCUGGGAAGACAAGCGUGCUGGAGAUGAUCGCACAGGCCAGGAUUUUUCCCAGAGGCUCUGGAGAGAUGAUGACACGUUCCCCUGUUAAGGUGACCCUCAGUGAAGGCCCCCACCAUGUAGCUUUGUUCAAGGACAGUGGUCGUGAGUUUGAUCUGACCAAGGAGGAAGAUCUAGCUGCUCUGAGGCAUGAGAUUGAGCUGAGGAUGAGGAAGAGUGUGAAAGAAGGGCAAACUGUCAGCUGUGAGACAAUAUCUUUGAGUGUCAAAGGCCCAGGAAUCCAGAGAAUGGUCCUUGUUGAUUUACCAGGUGUCAUCAGUACGGUGACUACAGGCAUGGCAUCAGACACUAAGGAAACCAUCUUCAGUAUUAGCAAGGCCUACAUGCAGAACCCCAAUGCAAUCAUUCUCUGCAUUCAGGAUGGCAGCGUGGAUGCAGAACGGAGCAUUGUCACUGAUCUGGUUAGUCAAAUGGACCCCCACGGAAAAAGGACCAUCUUUGUGUUGACCAAAGUGGACUUGGCCGAGAAGAACCUGGCCAGUCCGAGCAGAAUCCAACAGAUAGUUGAGGGCAAGCUGUUUCCCAUGAAGGCCCUGGGAUACUUUGCUGUCGUGACAGGAAAAGGAAGCAGCGGUGAGAGCAUUGACUCAAUAAAGGACUAUGAGGAGGACUUCUUCCAGAACUCCAGAUUAUUGCGGGAUGGCAUGUUGAAGGCCCACCAGGUGACCACAAAGAACUUAAGUCUUGCCGUCUCAGACUGCUUCUGGAAAAUGGUCAGAGAGUCUGUUGAGCAGCAAGCUGACGUCUUUAAAGCUUCCCGCUUCAACCUGGAGACAGAGUGGAAAAACAACUACCCUCGUCUGAGAGAGCUGGACCGGAAUGAACUAUAUGAAAAGGCCAAAAAUGAAAUCUUGGAUGAAGUCAUCAGCUUGAGUCAGGUGACCCCACAGCACUGGGAAGCCAUCCUGCAGAAGAAGCUGUGGGAACGUGUUUCCACACAUGUUAUAGAGAACAUCUACCUACCAGCUGCACAAACAAUGGACUCUGGGACCUUUAACACCACCAUAGACAUUAAGCUGAAGCAGUGGACUGACAAGCAGCUUCCACACAAAGCCCUUGAGGUUGCUUGGGAGACGCUGCAGGAGGAAUUUGCUCGCUUCAUGGCCGAGUACAAAGGCAAAGACCAGGAUGACAUUUUUGACAAGCUGAAGGAGGCCGUAAAAGACGAGAGCAUCAAAAGGCACAAGUGGAACGAGAGGGCCAUGGACAGCCUGAGAGUAAUCCAACACAAUGCCUUAGAAGACCGUUCCAUCACAGACAAGCCUCAGUGGGAUGCAGCAAUUCAGUUCAUGGAACAAACCUUGCAGUCACGACUCAAAGACACUGAAGCUGUAAUCAAAGACAUGGUGGGUCCAGACUGGAAGGAGAGGUGGAUGAACUGGAAGAACCGAACACCAGAUCAGCACGUCAGGAAUGAAACAAAAGCUGAGUUGGAGCGCUUGCUGAAGUUGCACGAUGAGCACACAGCUUACCUGGCCAAUGAUGAGGUCACCACAGUCAGGAAGAACCUAGAGGGACGAGCGGUCGAAGUAGACCCAGUGCUUAUCAAAGACACAUGGCAUCAGCUAUAUCGACGACACUUUUUGCAAAAAGCACUGUCCCACUGUAACCUCUGCAAAAGGGGUUUCUACUACUACCAGAGGCACUUUGUUGACUCUGAGUUGGAGUGCAAUGAUGUGGUUCUGUUCUGGAGAAUCCAGAGGAUGCUGGUCAUCACAGCCAACACAUUACGACAGCAGCUCACCAACACUGAAGUCCGCCGACUGGAGAAAAACGUGAAGGAGGUGCUGGAUGACUUUGGAGAGGAUAUGGAGAGGAAAUCUCAGCUCAUCACUGGCCGCCGAGUCCAACUGGCUGAGGAUCUCAAGAAAGUUCGAGAGAUCCAGGAGAAGCUUGAAGCUUUCAUAGAAGCUCUACACAAGGAGAAAUAAAAAACAGGUUGGAGUAGUCAGACAUGUAAAGCCAAAAGUUUAUUUUACAUGGAGAAUGUCUCAUGUCUGUUUGUUCCUCUACUCUGCUUUACAGAACUCCUGAAAUUAAAGGUAAUGUUUCACCCAAAAAAUAGUAAAAUGCACUGAUUAAUAGAUUUUGACAGUCAUGGACUGCUGGACGUUAACACGUCACCCACACCCCUCUCAUCUAAUUUUAAUAUUCACAUCUUCACUCCUUGACCUCCUCUGACGUAGAUGGAAAGAUGGACCUUAAAAUAAGGAAGAUUUGUCAGAAGAUGUUCUCUCGGAAUAUAUUUUUCUUUUUCAUUUUGGGGGGGGGGAGCUGUUCCGGGUCAAGAGUGGAACUUAUGGACAGGACCUCCCACAGUUCAGUCAGGAGGAAGACAACAGACCAUUACAACACAGAACAGAGGACGGCUGCAUAUUUGUGACUCGUUGUCCCUUUUGAGCAUUCACCUUGUUUAGUUGCACUAAAGAUGGAAAGUAUUUGUGAUGCCCCUUCAAACUUUGCGUCAUAUUUGAUCCACAUAAUCGCACCAUUUGGACAGAAUCAAAUGUGGACCUGGACUCAAUAUUAAAGAAUAAUUUCUGCUUGAAUUUAAGGAAGCAUUUAUUAGUUAUGUCUGCAAAGUCCAUACAAUAUACCCACAUGUUCCUUAUUUUGUUUAUAUGUGUGUGUGAAUGUGUGUCGUUACGUUUUCAUGAUCGAUUUCACCAUUCACAGCUGUAUUUCCAAAAGAUUUUACAAAAAUACUCCACUUUAUUUAAAUGUGUGUAAAUACAAUUAGUGAAACAUAAUAAAGAGUAAGCAUGUCUGUAAUUUGGACAAAUAAACUCAGAAUAAUGUAAUAAAACUAAUAGAUGAAUGGGAAAAUUCCUGCAUUUCUUUCUGGCCUACUUUGAGCACAACAUUGGGUACACGUCUAAUAAGUGACAAUACAAAUAUUAUACGAGAAAUAUGCCUUUACAAAGGUAACCCUGUUCAGUUUUGAUUGGUAUUAAUUUAACAUGUUUAAUGUAUUAAAAUAUGUCUAUUGUGGUUGUAGUUUGCAGCGAUGUAGACGUGCACUGAAUCAUACCCGGAUCUGUUUCUAAUAUUUUGCACUUUUGCAACCACAAUAAACAUGUUCCAUUUCCUGCUCAAGAACAGAUCAAGUUUUCGCUCUCAUGUCACCUUCAUUUGGACUACUGUUGACUGUCAUCCAUGUAAACCUUCAUUCUAGUUUGACUGAAAGGGUGUGCUAACGGUCAUUGUUUACCCCAGUGAUUCAUGUACUGUAUGUAUAUGUGUGUAUGGGUACAAAGACAAUAGGGUGUCCUCGCUCAUACAGGUACUGCAAUGUUAAAUUAGCAGCACUGUUAUAACACAUCAUGCAUAUGAGGAGCAAGCGCACUCGUCUAAAACAAAAUCAGCGAGAUGGCUGCUAAAUCUUUUAUGUUGAAGCUAAGUCAUGAUUGCAUGGAGUGACCUAUCAAAUGUUCUUUAUUUAUUACAUUUGUUUAAAAGAAAAAAUUAAAUUCAAUUGAAAAACGAA
Messenger RNA from Phyllopteryx taeniolatus (common seadragon), 4910 nucleotides. It is a transcript of the gene opa1, whose product is annotated as OPA1 mitochondrial dynamin like GTPase. Gene Ontology annotation, cellular component: mitochondrial membrane; cytoplasm; microtubule. The transcript is spliced from 31 exons. Gene Ontology annotation, molecular function: GTP binding; microtubule binding; GTPase activity. NCBI's taxonomy places the organism in Eukaryota, Metazoa, Chordata, Actinopteri, Syngnathiformes, Syngnathidae. The record is from RefSeq and is a predicted model, not a curated record. The coding region runs from base 280 to 3354 and encodes 1024 amino acids. Gene Ontology annotation, biological process: mitochondrial fusion.